AUGGCGAACAGGGGAGGGAAGGGGUCGUACCCCCCGUCCAAGUCAGGAGCACUGAACGGAAGGCAGAUGGUUCUGAUUUCUGAUGAUUCUGAUUCUGAUUCUGAUGAUUUUUUCGAAGAAGAGGCUCCCCCCACACACUCCAAGUCAAAUGGGAAAGCUUCAUCUGAUAGCCUAAAAACUGGUGGAAAGGCUUCAUCCUUUUCUAAUGGAGAAGGUAGCAAAGGAGGGAAGGCAUUUAGUGCUGGGAAGGGUGGGAAGGGCUCCGCAUCAAAUGCAAAGCCUGCAAUGUCUGAUGCAGAACUAAAGCUUCAGCUUGAUAUGUCUCCAAAUUCUAUAUUGUUAACGAACUGUGAAGCAGCAGAAAUGUUGCAGAAAAUUCAGGGACAUAUGGCUAUCUUAUCAGAGGAUCCGAAGAUAAAAAUUCCCGAGUCGUUUGACAAGGCCUUUCAAUAUGCAAAAGAAGGAAAUCACUUCACCUCUGCGAAGUUGGUGAAAGAAAUCCUGGAACCCCUUAAAGACUAUGGUGUUAAUGAUGGCGAGAUAUGCAUGAUAGCGAACAUUGGGCCUGAGACCAUUGAAGAGGUUUAUGCACUCAUACCGUCUCUCAAGGCCACUAGGUCGAUCAAUGAAGGCAAGAUCGCGGAGGCCCUUACCGCCCUCGCUAACAUAAAAGCCUCCAAGUGA
Triticum turgidum subsp. durum (durum wheat) is the source of this 684-nucleotide messenger RNA. NCBI's taxonomy places the organism in Eukaryota, Viridiplantae, Streptophyta, Magnoliopsida, Poales, Poaceae. The record is from the annotation of a GenBank genome assembly.